Hibiscus syriacus is the source of this 894-nucleotide messenger RNA. RefSeq names its product osmotin-like protein. The transcript has a single exon. Gene Ontology annotation, biological process: defense response. NCBI's taxonomy places the organism in Eukaryota, Viridiplantae, Streptophyta, Magnoliopsida, Malvales, Malvaceae. The coding region runs from base 12 to 773 and encodes 253 amino acids. Gene Ontology annotation, cellular component: extracellular region. The record is from RefSeq and is a predicted model, not a curated record.
UCGUCUCAAAAAUGGCAUCAUCUCUAUGUUCUUCUUUAUUGAUUCUAGCUGCCAUAUCUGUUUUAUGCAGCUUUGGUUCAGCUACUCACCCCGGUAUCAUUUUAACUGUCGUUAACAACUGCCCUUUCACCAUUUAUCCCGCUAUCCAACCCAACGCCGGCCACCCUGUCCUUGAACGAGGCGGUUUCGCCCUUCACACCCUCACGCACCGUUCCUUCCCCGCACCCACAGCCCACUGGUCCGGUCGUAUCUGGGCUCGAACCGGCUGCACCUACCCCAACGGACGUUUCUCCUGUCAAACGGGAGAUUGUGGCAACCGCAUUGAGUGCAACGGCCUCGGUGGAGCCACCCCCGUCACACUGGCACAGUUCAGCCUCCACCACGGUGGCCACAAAGACCUCUCUUCCUACGAAGUCAGCCUCGUGGACGGUUUUAAUAUCCCCAUGACAGUGACCCCACACGAAGGCAAAGGCCUUUGUCCCGUCGUUGGGUGCAGGGCUAACAUUCUGGCGACGUGUCCCGACAGGUUACAGUAUAGAUCGCCGGCGGGUCAUGGUCCGGUGGUGGGUUGUAAGAGUGGAUGUGCUGCCUUCGGUACUGACGAGCUUUGUUGUAGGAACCAUUACAAUAGCCCUCAAACCUGUAGGGCUAAUAGCUUUACACAGUUUUUCAAGCAUGCUUGUCCAGCCACGUUUACUUAUGCCCAUGAUAGCCCUUCGCUCAUGCACGACUGUGCUUCCCCACGUGAGCUUAAGGUUAUCUUCUGCCACUAGGGUUUUUCUUGUAGUGCUGUGUUAGAGGUUUGGUAUGUGUUCCUAAGUUGGGAUUGAAGCAUUAAUGGUGUUGAGCUGUAAGUGUUCAUGUUUAGACCAAAUAAAUGUUGUUCGUUUUCCA